AUGGCAGGAAGCUCCGAGCCCGCGACAGUCCCCACGGCCGCAACCGCCGGCCUCGCGUGCGUCAAGUGCGGCCGCGACGUGUCCGAAGCCGACGCCUUUUGCAUCUACUGCGGCACGAAAGUCAGCUUCUCCCUGUCGCAACGGAAGCUGCCGGCCGCCGUCGACACACAGGCGACAUCGCCCGACGCGGCAUCGACCGCCGCCGCUGCUCCACCCCCCGCACUUACACCCGCUGACCCCUCACCAGCGGCCACUGCGCCUCCAAAGCCGACCGCUCCAGCGCCUGUGCCAACGGCCACGACCCCCCCACCGGACCCCGCGCCGAACGCGACGCCAGCGGCGGCCUCUGCGUCAACCGGCGGUCGGCCCGUGCAGACCAACGCCCCCGCGCCGACCGCAGCCAGUACCGCUCCGGCCGCUGCGCGGCCGUCGCCCAUGCCGCCGUCCGUGUCGCUGUCGGCGUCGCAGCGUCGGCCGCUGCCGGCCGCGCAGUCCACGCGCGCGCCCAGCGAGGGCCGAAUGCACGACCACAGCGGCCGCGGGUCGCUCGACGGCGUCCCGUCCGACGUCGCGGGCCUCGAGAAGCUCUGGGUGCCCGACAACUUCAGCAACGAGUGCAUGGACUGCAAAGCGACGUUUGGGUUCCCCAAGCCGCGGCGCCACCACUGCCGCGUGUGCGGGCUGCUCUUCUGCCGGCCCUGUGUGAACCACAAGAUCCAAGUGCCCGCGUCGUUCGGCUACGGCAACGCGCAGCAGCGGUGCUGCCGCAACUGCAUCACGGCGCUGCAGAUGAAGGCCAUCACGACGCCGGCCGACGUGUUUGCCCAGCGCCGCGGCCCCGUGACGCGGUCCACGUCGGGCCAAGAGAGCUACGACGUGCUCGGCGUGUCGAAAGACGCGACGCCCGAGGAGAUCGCGGCGCAGUACAAGAAGAAGUCGCGGCUCAUGGACCCGACCAAAGUCGAGGACCAGGAGACGCUCGAGAAGAUCAACGACGCGUACCGGAACUUGCAGGACCCGAGCGCCCGGAGCCGCGACGAGUCGGGGCGGUCGCGCGACUCGAGCGUCUUGAGCAACGACGCGACGAGUCACUUUGUCUCGGACACGGCCCGGAGCGACCAGACCGAGUGCCAAGUGUGCUUCCGGCCGUUCAAGCUCGGGCGACGGCAGCACCACUGUCGACGCUGUACGCGCAGUGUCUGCACGCAGUGCAGUGUCGAGUCGAAGCCGAUUCCUGAGCUCGGGUUCCCCGUGCCCGUGCGCCACUGCACGUCGUGCAAUGAGAGCCCGCCCAAGUUCAUUAAGCCCGUAAUGGACCCCGUGUCGAAGCCGCCCGCGGGCUUUGAGUACUUGACGAAGCUCGACAUCCUCGUGAACAUCACGGCCAAGUCGAGUGGGAACACGCCCGACACGGAGACGUACAUGCUGAAGACGUACUGCGAGCCGAACGAAGCUGCCGCGCGCGCUGCGAACUACACGGUGACCGAGUCGGACCGCGCGGUCACGCACGAGUACCAGAUCCUCGAAGAGCGCAGCAUGGCCGACUUUGAGUGGCUGUUUGUCAAGCUCGGGGACUUUUCCAACCCGAAAGCGCUGCCGAACUUCCCCGACAAGCGCACGUCGCGCGGUGAGCGGGAGAAAGUGCUGCAGACGUUCUUGUACGGGUGUAUGCUGCAUCCGCUGCUGCGGGACGCUGAUUGUCUGAAGGCGUUCUUGGCGCUGCCGACCGACCAGUUGCGUCAGCUCCAGAAGAGUGGCAGCAAGUCCAUGUACGACACGGACGAGUACAAUACGCUGAUCAAGUCGCUGCGUCUGGAGCUAGAGAAGGCUCAGAUCCGCACCAAGGUGAACGGUCUGAUCAGUCGCCAGAAGAAGCAAAAGAUGCGUCUCGCGCAGCAGGCGGCUCGUGCCGAGGAGCAGAAGAAGCGCGAUGCCGCGCAGAACAUUCGUCGUGAGCAGGCGGUCUUUCGCUUCAAGGCACUUGAGGCGCGCAAGGAGACGCAGACGGAGCGCAUGGAGCGUGAGAAGGAGCGCUACGAGAAGCAGUCGAGCACGACGCACAUUCUGUUCUUUGACGUUGUGCGUGACCAGACGGUGCGUAAUACGGAGGAAGAGACGCGGAUCAAGGAGAAGGUCGAGUUCACCAAGUCGAAAGACAGCUUCCAGCAGGACACGACGCAAUGGAACAACGACAUGGCCCAGUGGUCAAAGCACCGUGCUGACUGGUCAGAGGCCCACAAUCCUGCUGUGUCGAAGGACAUUGCCAACGACUUUAUCGUGCAUUCGUACGGCAUCUUCCACUCGUCGCAGGAACAAAAGAACAAGGUGCCACGUGAGCUCAUUGACCUGCACACGCAGUUUGUGAAGAUCCAGGAGAAGGAGCCAGAGCUGUUGGAGGAAGAAGGUAACCUCGUCGAUGGUGAAUGGAUGAAGCUUGCCAAGGAGCGUGAGCACUGGACGAGCAGCCGGGCGAACAUGAAGCGCGAAGACGAGAUGUGUCGUGACGAGGAUGCCCGCUACAAACAGGAGCACGAGUACGUACGUCUGGAGGCGGAGGCUCGUCAGAAGAAGGUGAAGACUAUCGAGGCCGACCUCUUGGCACUCAAGACGGAGAUCAAUGCCCGCACACGCUCGAUUGCUCAGCGCCGCUCGCGCCACCAGGCUCUCGAUGAAGAGUACGAGCAAGAGUGGCGCGUUGUGCAAACGCAGCGCAUCAACACCACGAAGUUGCGUCUGGACGAGCACACUGCGCGUAUUACUCGUGGCAAGAAGCGCACGGAUGUUUUCAGCGAUCAGCUGGCCCGCCAGAUCAAGUCGCAGCGCAUGCUGUUGUUCAAGCGUGCUGCCCUCACCGAGGAGCGCAAGGCAGACUGCAUGCUGUUCGAUGAACACUGUGAGGAUUGCAAAAACACUUUGGAUGAAGCCCGCAACGCUCUGGUCAUUACGCCCGAGUACGUUGCUCGUCUUGAGGCUGACAUGAAGGUUCGCGCCAGCGAGUUGCACGCUGUGAAGGACAGCAACAAGCGCAUUCCGCAGGAGGGUGGCGAUGUCGAGGUGGACGAGCGUGACGAGUUCAUGAACGACGUGCGCCGCCGCCGUGCCCAGUUCCAGAAGGAGUUGGAUGACCAGGCUGUCCAGCUGGAGACGGAAAACAAGCUCUGCGCGUCUCUGCUAGAGCGCAUGAACCAGCACAUCAAGAGCCUGGAAGAGGAGGUAACGAAUGCUACGCAGGAAGAAAAGAUGAUUGACCAGUUCGACAAGCUGAUAGAAACGGAGACGAAGUUGUUGGCGGACGAAGAAGCUAAGCGUGAGGAGAAGAAGCGUCUCAUUACUGAGUUGAUGAACAACGCUGGCAACUGGGUACUCGAUGCUUUGCACGGACACUCGAGCCGCAAGAAGGUGGAGGCGAACCGUCUUGUCAAGCAGGCUGUGCGUGCUGCUGAUCUGCAGAAACUGGUGCAGCACUUCACGCACCGUGUGAUCGACCAGGAGGAGCGUAUCAUGCGCCAGAAGCAGCGCAUUCUGAAUGGCGAGCACAAGGUGGAGAUGCUCAAGUCAUCGGAGAACUGGUAUCAAUACGUGACUGGCCACGCCGCCGACCUUGGCAAGAAGGACAUGAAGAUUCUUGAAGCCGGCCGCAAUGAGCGUACGGAAGACUUGAAGGAGUCUUCUCGUCUGCAGAAGGAUGAUGAGGCUGACAUUAAGAGCGUCGUGAAGGAACUUGCUAUGAGCCGCGAUUACGCGAAGGAGAAGGUGGACAAGCGUCAGGUGUGGGCGCAAGUCGAAGAAGUGUACAGCGUUUCGAAGCCACAGGAGAAGGACGAGGACAUGAUGAUGACGUCGCAAAUCCGCAGUCUUCUGCAACAGCUGGCCGAGGCGUUCGAGAUGCUGACGAACCGUCUCCUGGAGGAAGAGGAGAGUUUGCAGCACGCUUCCUCGCAGCUUGAGGGCGAGAUCGACUCCAUUAACGCGUUCAUGGAGCGCAUGGACAGCGAGGAGAGUGCCUUGUGUGCCACUGAGAAGACUUCGCUCGCGAAGGAGUCGCACGUGCGUCGCUCAGAAGCUGAUCUGAUCGAGCAGCGCGCGCGUGCUCUGAUCGACAGCUACAAGCAGAUGCAGGCUGAGCACAUGAAGUACCCUGUCGAGUUGGGCAAGGUCAGGAGCCGUCGCGCUGAGCGUGAGAGGCCGAUUCUGCCACGCGAGGCGGAGCUCGAGGCUGCGAAGAAGCUUAUCAAGAACCGCAACUACUACGACCGGAAGGCGUGCGCUGAGUUUGCAAAGCGCUUCAAGGUGGACCACGAAAUGAAGGAGGUGCGCGAUGUAUUCGACUGGCUGAAGCUUGUCAUUGAGCGCGAUAUUAAGCGCAUGGAGAAGUGGCUUGACUCGAGUCGCAAGGAGCGUAAGGAGAUUGAGAACCUGAAGGUGAAGGGCAAAGAGAUCAACUGGGACGAAGACACCCUCGAGCGUAUUCCUGCGCUCAAAAGCAUUCAGAAGAAGAUGGCUCGUCAAAACGGUUCCUCUUCUAGUCACAAGGGCAGCAACAACGAGGCAAAGCUCGCUGACGCAGUGCACCCGUCAGAGCAGUGGAUUGUGGAGCUCCUGAAGUUCAAGAAGAACAUUUCGGAGAUUGACAUUAAACUGCUGAAGGAGAUCAGCGUGGCGAUCGAUGCGGCUGUGAGUGAGGAGGACGUGGUGAACGCGAAUUUGAAGAAGAUGAAGACGGACAAGGAGUAUGUGCUCAACAGCAUUCGCUUUAUUGACCAGGAAGAGGCCAAGGCCAUCCGCAGUACGGGUAAGGGCGGCGUGCCUGGCCGUCACAGCCCUGGCUCGGACAGCGGCAGCUACGUGAACGGCGAUGAGCAGCCGACCCCGAAGUCUCGCACGCCGUCGCCGAACCCGGCGCGAGCUGCAUCACCGAACCCAGCACGAGCUGCAUCACCGAGCCCGGCCCGCGCUCCGUCACCGAGCCCGGCACGUGCUGCGUCGCCAGCCCCGUCGAAGCCAACUGCAUCGCCAGCCCCGUCGAAGCCAACUGCAUCGCCGCGUAGAUCGCCACCAAGUAGCUCGAAGUCGGUACCUUCGGUACCGGCGGCACCCGUGCCGCGUCCCGCUUUGGCAAAACCUCGGUCGGAGGAGUUCUAG
Molecule: messenger RNA, 5142 nt
Organism: Hyaloperonospora brassicae
Lineage: Eukaryota; Oomycota; Peronosporomycetes; Peronosporales; Peronosporaceae
Source: the annotation of a GenBank genome assembly